AUGAAAUGGUAUAAUGGCAAUGAAACCGGUCAGAUUCCAGGCGCAUUCCCCGAAAAGUGGUGGGAAGGCGCAGCGCUAUUCCUUGCGGUCCUGAACUAUUGGCACUUUACUGGCGACGACACAUACAACGAUCAGUUGAGUGUUGGGUUGGAAUUCCAAGGCGGUCCGAACGGCGACUACUGGACGAGCAACUACAGUCGAUUCUUGGGAAAUGACGACCAAAUGUUCUGGGGCCUUGCAGCAAUCCAAGCUGCCGAACUGAAGCUUCCGGACGUUCCAGACGGAAAUUCCUGGCUCUCCCUGGCACAGGGUGUUUUCAACGACCAGAAGGACCGAUGGGAUACCACGGCGUGCGGCGGUGGACUGCGCUGGCAGGUCUAUGUCUACCAGAGUGGAUACGUAAUGAAGAACUCGGUAUCGAACGGAGGCUUCUUCCAGCUCGCUGCGCGGCUUUAUCGAUACACCGGAAAUUCUGAGUACAAGGACUGGGCGGAGAAGGUCUGGGACUGGUCCGCUAGCUCUCCAUUACUCAACAACAAAACAUGGAACGUGGCUGAUUCCACCAAUAUGGACGAUAAUUGUGCAACUGCUGGAAAUAUCCAGUGGACAUAUAACUACGGUGUCUAUCUGGGCGGUGCGGCAUAUAUGUACAACAAGAAGUGGCUAGAUGCUGUCAAUGGUCUCUUGAAGCGAUCUUUCCAAAACUUCUUCUUGGCCGAGCAUGGCUUUGUCAUGGAGGAUAUUACUUGCGAACCAAGAGAAAUCUGUAACAACAACGAGAUUCUUUUCAAGGGAUUGUUUUCUUCCUGGCUCGCAUACACAGCACUCCUGGUUCCCUCAACUUACGAUACCAUCAUGCCCAAGCUGGAGUCCUCGAUUCAAGCGGCGGCCAAGUCCUGCACUGGAAACAACAACAACACCUGCGGUGUUCGCUGGUACCAGUCGAAAUGGGACGGAUGGACCGGAAUGGAGGAGCAGAUCAGCGCGAGCAAUAUCUUCAGCUGCUACCUGAUCAAAUAUGAGAAGGAUGGCAAGGGACCGGUGACCUCUACGACAGGAGGAAACAGUGAGAGUGACCCCAAUGCUGGUGAAGAGAGCGGCUCGAGUAGCGAGGACAAGCUCAAGCCUAUCACAACUGGGGAUCGAGCAGGUGCUGGAAUUUUGACAUUCGUCUUUGUGGCCGGAUGGGCUGGAUUGAUGUCUUUCAUGUUCCUCGGGGGUUGA
Molecule: messenger RNA, 1224 nt
Organism: Penicillium argentinense
Lineage: Eukaryota; Fungi; Ascomycota; Eurotiomycetes; Eurotiales; Aspergillaceae
Product: glycoside hydrolase family 76 protein
Exons: 3
Coding region: 1-1224 (407 amino acids)
Biological process (GO): carbohydrate catabolic process; fungal-type cell wall biogenesis
Molecular function (GO): mannan endo-1,6-alpha-mannosidase activity
Source: RefSeq, a predicted model, not a curated record